Molecule: messenger RNA, 327 nt
Organism: Hyaloperonospora brassicae
Lineage: Eukaryota; Oomycota; Peronosporomycetes; Peronosporales; Peronosporaceae
Source: the annotation of a GenBank genome assembly
AUGUUCUUUAAACGCGCGGACGAAGAGGAUUUGCAGCCCAGGGGCAAUGAAGACUCCUUCCAGCUGCAGCAGAUGCUUACAUCCUGCUUGAUCAAUCGCCAGAUCUUGGGCUGUAUUGGUGGCGUCUUGAUUGGCAUUCCCAUCAGCAUCCAGCGGAAAUCUUACGCGCCGUUUGCGGUCUUGGGCGUUCUCGGUUCGUUCGUGGACUACUCGAUCCCGUAUACAACGGACUGUCGCAUGAUCCACAACGCCAUGAAGUUGGCACUGCAGCAAGAGAGGCAGCGAGAUGCGGGACAGCAGUCGGCGGACAGUCCCUCCUCAGUCUGA